Molecule: messenger RNA, 417 nt
Organism: Staurois parvus
Lineage: Eukaryota; Metazoa; Chordata; Amphibia; Anura; Ranidae
Source: the annotation of a GenBank genome assembly
GUUCGAUACGUACGAAGAAGGUCAGGCAAAGAAUGCCUUCCUGAGGGCAUGACAGCAACAAUGAAACCCCCUCAAAACAUCAUGAUAUGAAGCUGCAUGUCUUGGUAUGGUGUUGGACAAAUGCAGGUUAUUGAUGGCAUUAUUAAUGCACCAGAGCGAUACAUCAAAGAGGUCCUGGAACCAAAGUUGAUCCCAUCAACAAGAGACUUAGCGGACAAAGGCACAGAAUUUACUUUUCAACAGGAUGAAGCUCCAUGCCAUACACCUUGUAAAUGCCUUAAAUGGUUCAAUGACAAGAAAAUUCCUCUGCUUCCCUGGCUUGGAAAUAGCCCUGACUUAAAUCCGAUCGAAAAUCUGUGGUCAAGAUUGAAACGCACGGUCUCGAGCAAGAAUCCAAGCAAAAAGCAAGGAUUCAUU